GUUUUUAAAAGAGGUUUGCGCACCACAAACAAGGUGUGAGAAGUGUCUCUCCUGACUCGUAACAUUACAUUAUGAGCUUGGAUUCUGAUCUGAUAAUUUCUUUGCUUUGAUCGUCCACCUCAGCAUCUUGUGAUCCAGAAUCAACACCACUAUCAACUGACUUGUUAACGGCACCGGCAGGUUUGCAGAUUUUUUUCCAGGAAGCUGACAAUGGCCACAACUAUCCCUGCUAUCGUAUCCUUCAGUGGGACAAGUGGGAGUCCAUCAACAGAAGACUUACCAAGCUCUUCUACGGCAUCCUUAUACGACAACAUUAGUGCAAGCUCCACAGAAUACUACUAUGACUAUGACUACCCUGAGGAGGGCUUUGGGAGCUGUACGUAUGUGCGUCAUGGGGCCAACUUUCUCCCAGCCCUCUACUCCAUUUUCUUCCUCCUGGGUUUGCUGGGUAACGUUCUGGUCAUCUGGGUCAUAGCUUGUGGCGUGCGACUCCGCAGCAUGACCGACGUGUGCCUCUUAAACUUGGCUGCUGCCGACCUGCUCUUGGUGUGUACCCUUCCCUUCCUCGCCCACCAAGCCCGGGACCAGUGGCUGUUUGGGGAUGCUAUGUGCAAAGUGGUCCUGGGGACAUAUCAUAUCGUCUUUUACUGUGGGAUCUUUUUCAUCUGUCUAAUGAGCCUCGACCGCUACUUCGCUAUAGUACACGCCGUUUAUGCUAUGAGAGCACGGACGAGGUCCUUUGGGAUGAUCGCAGCUGCUGUUACUUGGGUGGCUGGAUUUUUGGCUUCUUUCCCCGACCUUAUCUUUCUCAAACAGCAGCCUGGUGCUAAUAUGUCUCAGUUCUGCUUCCCUGUGUAUCCCACUUCGAAUGACCAAUCCAACAUUCACAUGUGGAGGAUCUUCAGCCUUUUUAAAAUGAACAUUUUGGGUCUGUUAGUCCCGUUUUUCAUCAUGGUUUUCUGCUACUCCCAGAUUGUCUGGAGGCUGCUGUACAGCCAGUCAUCCAAGAAACAGGCCAUCCGUUUAGUUCUAAUAGUGGUAGCCGUUUUCUUCUUCUGCUGGGUCCCCUACAACGUCGCGUCCUUCUUCAAAGCACUGGAGCUGCUGCAAAUCUAUACGCAAUGCGAAAGCAGCAAAGCCAUCAGAUUGGCUUUAGAAGUCACUGAGGCCAUAGCCUACUCACACAGCUGCCUCAACCCCAUCCUGUACGUGUUCGUUGGGGAAAGGUUCAGGAGGCACCUGCUGAGGUUGAUAAACAGGGCUCCCUGCAGGUUCUGUCAGGUGGUCAAGGACCUAUUACCUCAGGACAGACGCCUAUCAGUCUACUCACACACAACCAGCCUGGACGAGAGGAGCACUGCUGUCUAAUGUGCGUUCUUGUUAUUUCUAUCAGUGUGGUCCUCUCCACACGAUAGGAUAAGUAUUGAUGAAGAACGUGUGACUAUGUACCUUUUGCAAGGCACAACCCUGAUCUUAUGGUCCCAUGAUGUUGCAGUAGUUAUGUGCAAGCAAACAAAGUGUACCAUGUGAUAUUUUAACGUACAUUUAUAUAUCUUUAUACUUAGUUAAUCCUAUAAACAAAAAGAAGAAGGAUAUAUGGAAUUGUAAAUAUAGUUUUGGAUAUGCAUGGUAAUCACGCUGCUGGCUGAAGCCGAGUGAGAAACUGUGUCAACUAGAUCAGCUGUCAACAACGUCAGCAUCAGAAGCCCGAGUAACCUCAUUUAUUCAUCAGCUGCCAAAACAAACAGACAACAAGCCAGAGAUGAACUCAGAUACCGACCAUUUCCUUUCAUUGAAUCUGGGGUGCCACCAUUAAGAGAAGUGAAAUAGAUACGUAUUAUAUUACCUCUCUCACCACUGCAUCGGUUUUGUGUACCAAACUGUGACAGAACAAAAUGUCCCCAGUGUAGCUGGAAACAUUAAUGUUGCAAGUUGCAUAGCAUAUGUUAACAGCAGAUUUGCACCUCACCACAACCCAUAGAAAACCACAACCUGAAACGAGGAGGAAGUGUACAACCAGGUUGUUAGUUUAACCUUUGCAGUUUCUGUGCACAAAUUUUACAUUUUGCUGUCAAAUUGUGGAAAUGUAUCUGCAAUAUUUCUACUGAUGUGAAUCAGAAUUUCAUAAAACUAGGUCAUUUUUAAAAACAAUAUACUCUAUAUGCUGUCAUGCAGACUGACUUAGCAUCCCAUUCAAUCGAUUCACAGUUAAAUAAAGUUGUGCAUUAGACUCUUUCCCCAUAGAAGGCAUUUUUUUAAUAUAUAGCCAUGGGAUUAGAAACUUGCAGACCAUGUAGAAAGUCAAAGUUCCUUUUCUUCUUUUAAGCUUAUUACUCUAAAAAGGUUGCUUUAAUUACUGUUCUGUACACAUUUGAGCUGAUAGCAACACAUUUUUGUUGAAGUACAGUUCACAUAAAUAUCAGCAACAUUUCUUUGUAUGUAGUUUUUUUUUUUAGGUAUUGCACCCUCAUAAAGUUGGGCAACGAGAGAGAGGGGGUUAAAAACUGUGGAAAAAAAAUUGCAGUCCAUAAACACCAAAUCCUUUUCUGUUUAUUACCUAAAACCCUAAUGACAUCACUGUGAUAUUGUCAGGGGUGAUACCACAAGACAGCCAAGCACCUUAAGAAGUGUAGCCGAGUGGUUGUGGUGCAUACAACUGCAACUUCCUCUGUCUAAUUCAAGCUGGGGACAUUUGUUGCAUGUCUCCCCCCCUCUCCCCCCCUCUCUCUCCCUCAAAAGGAAGGAGUGACAGCAGUUUUUUCCAGUAGAUUUUCAAUAAUGGUCGCAUCAGUAUGUUUAUGUUUGUAUUCUAUUGUAUGAUGCAGCAUUAUAUCCUUAAGAUAAGCUUCAAAUUGUGAGCAUCUGUUGUUGUUGUUGUUGUUGUUGUUGUUUUUUUAAUCAAAGCAACCAUGCUGGUGUUUGCAGACUGAGUGAACCAACGAUGACAGAUGUGUUUGUUAUGUUGAUGUUAUGCUCAAUA
Messenger RNA from Anoplopoma fimbria (sablefish), 2980 nucleotides. It is a transcript of the gene ccr8.2, whose product is annotated as cabz01093075.1. Gene Ontology annotation, biological process: chemotaxis; immune response; G protein-coupled receptor signaling pathway. Gene Ontology annotation, molecular function: chemokine receptor activity. The transcript is spliced from 3 exons. Gene Ontology annotation, cellular component: membrane. The coding region runs from base 211 to 1368 and encodes 385 amino acids. Lineage: Eukaryota; Metazoa; Chordata; Actinopteri; Perciformes; Anoplopomatidae. The record is from RefSeq and is a predicted model, not a curated record.